UUACUAAAAUCAUUGGUUUCGGUUUCCUUCUCUCUCUAUCGCUCGCAAUCGCAAAUCAUCAAACGGUUUUUGUCUCUUUGCGAUCAGAUCUCAUCGGAGAGCAAUAUGGCUUCAGGUUUCAGCGGCGAUGAAACUGCUCCUUUCUUCGGAUUCCUCGGCGCUGCCGCCGCUCUCGUUUUCUCCUGUAUGGGAGCAGCGUACGGGACAGCGAAGAGCGGGGUUGGCGUGGCGUCGAUGGGUGUGAUGAGACCAGAGCUUGUGAUGAAAUCGAUUGUUCCCGUGGUUAUGGCUGGUGUGUUAGGUAUCUAUGGUCUCAUCAUUGCUGUCAUCAUCAGUACUGGAAUCAACCCAAAGGCUAAGUCUUACUACCUCUUCGAUGGCUAUGCUCAUCUCUCUUCCGGUCUCGCUUGUGGUCUCGCUGGUCUCUCCGCCGGUAUGGCUAUUGGUAUCGUCGGCGACGCUGGUGUUAGAGCGAAUGCACAACAACCCAAGCUGUUUGUGGGAAUGAUUCUGAUUCUCAUCUUUGCUGAAGCACUGGCGUUGUACGGUCUCAUUGUUGGUAUCAUCCUCUCUUCUCGUGCUGGUCAGUCUAGAGCCGAGUGAAUGCAGAAAGCUUUUUCAUAAUGGGUCAAGUCCUUUUGUUAUGUUCUGUGAUAUAUUUCACUUUCAGUUUUCUUUUGUGGGAUUGUGAGUUUUUGAGUUUCUCAUCAAAAAACAAGCAAUUUGGGUGAUAAACUGAUAAUCAUUUAUGACUUUGGUUCUAAAUAUUUUUUUUGCUAUAUGGAU
Molecule: messenger RNA, 786 nt
Organism: Brassica oleracea var. oleracea
Lineage: Eukaryota; Viridiplantae; Streptophyta; Magnoliopsida; Brassicales; Brassicaceae
Product: V-type proton ATPase subunit c2-like
Exons: 3
Coding region: 106-603 (165 amino acids)
Biological process (GO): proton transmembrane transport
Cellular component (GO): proton-transporting V-type ATPase, V0 domain
Molecular function (GO): proton-transporting ATPase activity, rotational mechanism
Source: RefSeq, a predicted model, not a curated record